Molecule: messenger RNA, 1482 nt
Organism: Colossoma macropomum (tambaqui)
Lineage: Eukaryota; Metazoa; Chordata; Actinopteri; Characiformes; Serrasalmidae
Product: myozenin-2
Exons: 6
Coding region: 151-828 (225 amino acids)
Cellular component (GO): actin cytoskeleton; Z disc
Molecular function (GO): FATZ binding; telethonin binding; actin binding
Source: RefSeq, a predicted model, not a curated record
UACAUGACUGAGGGUCUGUCGCUGUCCCAGGCAAACAUAAGAGUUUGUGCUUUAGGGCAGAUCACAUCGAUUCAGUCCCACAUCAAUAUAGGAGAAGAGACACUCCUUUCAUAAACAGCUGUUUCACUGGUGAACAUUGCUCAGGUCAUCAUGCGUGUGCUGUACACUGACCUGGAUAAAGAGAAACAGCAGCAGGCUCUGGAGCUGAGCUUAGAGGCACGAGGAGAGUGCUUUGACCUGGGAAAGAAGAUCAGCAUUCCUCAGGAUGUGAUGAUGGAGGAGCUGAAACUGCGCUCAAACAGAGGCUCCAGAAUGUUCCAGGAGAGACAAAAGAGAGUGGAGAGGUUCACGCUGGAGAGUGUUGGGGGAAGAUCCGAGCCUCUCUUACAUGAGGAGACAGAGGUCCAGCAGACCGAUACCAACCCACCCGAGACACCCAAAAAAGGAAAUCCAAAUGUUCUUGCACCAGGUUAUUCUGGGCCCCUCAAAGAGGUUCCUCAUGAGAAGUUCAAUGUUACAAUCGUCCCCAAGUCCUACUGCUCUCCCUGGGAAGAACCAAAUGACAGUGUGGCACUGCUAGCAAGCAUUAAUGCCAACCUGCCGGAGCCUCCCCAGAAACUCACCUCUGCCAGCUACAAAUGCUUCAACAGAGCUCCUAUGCCUUUUGAAGGGACAGCAGGUAGUAUGAGGAUGCUGCCUCUGCCUGGCUUUGAGAUGAUGCAGACUUUCACAGAGCCCAAGCUCACCUGGGAGAGAGUGUGUGACCGACCCAACUUCAAUCGCGUACCUGCAGGAUGGAAAGCUCUAUGCGAGACAGCCGAUCUCUAAAAACUGCCCUAGAGAAGAGCUGUUGAGAAUGUUUGCACACGUUGGGUGCUGACCCAUCACGUGGACAUGAGAUUCUGCAGACUUCAUCCGUUUGCAUAUGUAUGGAAUGGAAUCACAUCAAUUGCAAUCUGAGCCAAUGGGCACUAAGCAAUGCCUGCUAAUUAAAGUUUACAUGUGUGGUUUCAAUACAGCUGAUUCACUUUUUUCAAGCAAUGUUUAUAGAAUUGCAAAUUUCGAACUUCAGCAUAAUAUGAGAAGCCAAAUUUAAUUGACCACCAAAUCUUACAGAAUAACCUUUCCAAAGAAACUUGAAUAUUUAAUACUGUCCAUUUCCACUAAGGUGACAAAUGCAUUCUAAAACAUGGAAUGGAAAGGUUAUGGAAAGGUGAUCCUCAUUCAUACUUACAUUGGUCACUGAGUGCUGAGAACAGAAGCCUAUAGACUGCUAGCGUGGUCAACAGUGGCCCCAUGUGGAAUUUAUUGGUCAUUGCAACCAACUCUUAGCUUUUUAAACAAGACUGUAUAAAAAGCAUGAUACACAUGUCAUUAAAAAAAACAUACAAAUUCAGAAUUACCCUUUCUACAUACCAAAGCUCUCUAAACAGACUAAUAAAAGGUAACAAAGGUAGACAUGAGUGAAAACUUUAAAAAGGU